Molecule: messenger RNA, 2954 nt
Organism: Callorhinus ursinus (northern fur seal)
Lineage: Eukaryota; Metazoa; Chordata; Mammalia; Carnivora; Otariidae
Source: RefSeq, a predicted model, not a curated record
UACUGACUAACCAAUUCUUGCUUUUUUCUUUUUCCAUUUAUAUUAGUUAUCAGUGAGUAAUUCCCUUAGUUAUGACUGCCUUUUUCAGAGUUGCUUAAUCUUAGUCUGUAUUUGCUCCACACCCUAUUCAUGAUCAUAUUCUUUCACCAUCUUCUUAGUGUUCCACAAACCAGUUGGCAUUUCUAGCAACAAAUGUUAGAGGAAAACUAGCAGCCUGGACUCUUUUGGGUUUCUAGAUGAGAAGCUUGGGAUAAUUCUUUGUAGUUGAGGAAUGAAUGAAAGCCAAUCAGGCUCUGCAGUAUAGGAGAGGAAAAAAUAAGUGAAAUGCCAUUUUCCUCAUUUCGCUGACAUACUUUUCUUUCUUCAUAGCACCUGAAAUGGAUAGAAGUUGCAGUUUUUGUUACUUCCCAUGAGUUUGUAUGUCUGGAAUGAAAACAAUGAAAUUAAUCUAGAGUAGGACAUUUGUAAGGACAUGGAAUGGCAUUGGGCAUCACCAGGAGGACCGGCAAGGAAUAUCUGAGGAUUAUCAGAAACACUAGUAGAGAAAUCUUUUAAAUUUCUUCAAGCAGGGGAAAAAGUGAGUAUUGUUUCAAAUUAAGCAACAUCUACAGUGAAGAGAAAUCGAAUAAAGUCUCAAAUAUAACAAAUCUGUUACUUAACAUCCUAAUGUAAAUUUAGAACAAAAAAAAUGAAAGGUCAAAUCUUUUUAAAAAUGUUUAACUAUGAUAAAAUAUUUUUAAAACUUUUGGACUGAUCUCUAAGAAUGGCCAUGACUCUGAAACUCAGUAAUUCCGAAAUAUGGAAAAGCUUCAGUGAAAAAUAACACUUAAGAAUAUACCAGACGUACACAAGGAAGAAGUUCUGAGAGUGGGACAAGUACCACUAACAAAUUUUUAUAUACUUAGAGAUUACCUCGGUAAACAUAAGAAGUUAAAGCUCCGUCACUGAGAAUGCUCCAUUGAAUGUAAUAAAUGGGAGAUUUCUUCACAUGGACAACAGAACCCAUUAACGUUCUUUUUCACGUAAAGAUACUAAACAGUUGUUCAGGAAUGCCAGCUCUCCAGAUAUCCCAAUGUUAGGAUAGCGUGGACUCUUUAUCCAGGUGGAUGGCCUGCUGCCCAGUGAACACUACAUAUGAGCACCACUUUUGUUUCUGGCAGUGAGAGGGAAAUACACAACAUUGAAUUUGGAGGAGAAAAUGAAGGUUCUCAGUAGGAUUGAAUCCGGACGAUCUCUUAAAAGUGUAAUGGAUGAAUUUGGAAUCAGUAAGUCAACAUUUUAUGACAUUAAAAAGAAUAAGAAAUUGAUUUUGGACUUUGUACUGAAGCAGGACAUGCCGUUAGCAGGGGCUGAGAAGAGAAAGAGGACAACAGGAGCCAAAUAUGGUGAUGUGGAUGAUGCAGUCUACAUGUGGUACCAGCAGAAACGCUCAGCUGGCGUCCCUGUUAGAGGUGUGGAGCUUCAGGCUGCUGCAGAGAGAUUCGCACAGUGUUUUGGGCGAACAGACUUUAAAGCUAGCACUGGUUGGCUUUUUAGAUUUCGAAAUAGGCACGCAAUUGGGAAUCGAAAAGUUUGUGGGGAACAAGUCCUAAGUUCAGCUUCAGAAAAUGUUGAACCAUUUCGACGAAAACUCUACAUGCUUAUCAAAGAGGAGAAACUGAGUCUAGCUCAGCUGUACAGUGGGGAUGAGACUGACCUCUUUUGGAAGUCAAUGGCAGAAAACAUUCAGGCAAGCAGAAAAGAGAUCUGCCUGCCUGGGAGGAAAAUAAACAAAGAACGGUUGUCUGCUCUUUUAUGUGCAAAUGCAGAUGGAACUCAUAAGUUAAAGUCAAUCAUUAUUGGAAAAUCAAAGCUGCCCCAAAGUGUGAAAGAGGACACAAAUACAUUACCUGUGAUAUAUAAGCCUAGUAAAGAUGUUUCGUUCACCAGGGAAUUGUUUUCAGAAUGGUUCUUUCAAAACUUUGUUCCCGAGGUCAGGCAUUUUCAACUUAAUGUAUUAGGAUUCCAUGAAGAGGAUGUCAGGGCCUUGUUACUUCUGGACAGUUCUCCAGUUCACUCUCCCACCGAAUCACUAACCAGUGAGGAUGGUCGAAUAAAAUGCAUGUUCUUUCCCCAUAACACUUCAACCUUGAUUCAGCCAAUGAAGCAAGGUGUGAUUUUGAGCUGCAAACGACUUUAUAGGUGGAAGCAACUUGAAGAGAGUCUUGUAAUUUUUGAAGAAAGUGAUGAUGAGCAAGAUAAAGGAGAAAAAGGAGUUUCCAAGAUUAAAAUCUACAACAUAAAAAGUGCAAUUUUUAACUGGGCAAAGAGUUGGGAUGAAGUGAAACAAAUAACUAUAGCAAAUGCAUGGGAAAAUCUUCUUUACAAAAAGGAACCUGAAUAUGAUCUUCAAGGCUUACAAGAUGGAGAUUAUAGAGAAAUCCUGGAGAAAUGUGGGGAGUUGGAAACCACACUGACUGAUGAUAGAGUGUGGUUCAACAGGGAUGAUGAAGAAAAGGGUAGCCCCGCAAAAACAAAAAGUGGAAUUACAAAGGAAGUUGUUCAGAAAGGAGGAGGAGCUGAAGAGCAGACUGCUGAAUUUAAGUUACCUGCUGUCAGAGAGAGUUUGGACUACCUACUUGACUUUGUUGAUGCCACACCUGAGUUUCAGAGGUUCCAUUUCACACUGAAAGAGAUGCAACAAGAAAUAAUAAAAAAAGAGUUCCAGAGUAGAAUCCAUUCUAGGAUUGGUAGUUUUUUGAAACCUAGGCCUCGUGUUAUGAAGGAUUCCUUCAAUAUGCCUUCAACUUCUAGUAAUUAGAUUUUGUGUUUAAAGGUUUCUGUAGUUAUGUAUGAUGCAGACCUGUUAUGAAUUGUCAUUUUUAUCAGCUGACCUCAUUUUGCAUAGCACUGCCCAUUUAUAUAUUGUUUAUAAUACAUACAACUUAAAAAUAAAUUUCCUUAGAAUAUAAAAA